AGGGCGUGUUCGCAAACGCUGCCAGAGGCUGGACAUGUAGAGGCCGUGCGGGAGUACACGCGCGCGAGAAGAAGCACCUGGGCAUGUGCUGUUUGGUUUUCGCGUUGAUAUGAGAAGAUUCUAGAAGGUAAUACGCGAUGGAGGACGAGGCAGACGGCAAGCUGAUUCUGAAGGAGAAUACCAAGGUAGAGGUCGCGGAGGGCGAGAAGGGCGAGGAGGCCGAGCUGUGCACGCGCCUCAAGAUGGCCCGGAAGAGCUUGACCAGAUGCCAUGGGGUCGAGGAGACCUUCGAGGGCGAGUUCGACCCCUGCCUCAGCAGCGAGCCCAAGGUCGAGUACGAGAACGAGAGCUUUGAGCCUGCGCCGCACUGCACAUCCCCUGGAAGCGCCAGGAACUCGGCCGAAGUCUGCCUUGUCCGUCCUGGCAAGGAGUCGUCCGAUGGGGACGCGUCACCCUCCACCGAGGACGCGGCGCCCGCGCUAUCGUCGCCGGCGACGCCGCACACUGAGCACGGCAGCAGCAGCCGACACAGCAGCAGCAGCGGCGACUGCGAGGAAGGCGCCCGCGACGGAUACGACGACAUCUCGGCGUCCAUGAGCGUGAUCCGCAUGGAGAAGUUCGCGCUGGAGAAGCGCCGCGUGUCGCGCAUCCUGCCCAAGUGUCUGCACCGCACCUUCGUCGACCCCGACGUGGAGCAGUUGUUUCAGGCGUACCACGAGCGGCAGCGGCGCGCCGACCUGCACAUACUACUGGCGGCGGGCGGCAUUUUCACGGCCUACAGCGUGACAUUAUGCCUGGCGGAUGCCCAGGACCCCGCGCUGCCCGCGCCACUCGCGCUCGCCUGCAUCGGCGCCCUCCAUGUACUCCUGCUGCUGCUGUGCCGCCUCCACGUCUUCCCUGAGCGAUCGUGGAUCCUCCUGCCGUACCUUGCGUGGGCGCUGUUCCUCACGGGCGUGGGCGUGUUCGUCAUCCUCGGCCCGCUGACGCCCGUGCCGCGCAACGCGCUCCUCUGGCUUAUCCUCCUGCACUUCCUGGUGUUCGUGGGGCUGCCACUGCGCCUGCCCGCGUGCCUCGCGCUCACCGCUGCCACCGCCGCCGCCCACCUCACCACGUCGGCCCUCCUCACGCCCGCGCCGCACCGGUACACCACACAGUUCGACAAACGCUGA
Penaeus chinensis is the source of this 1169-nucleotide messenger RNA. RefSeq lists its product as uncharacterized. Gene Ontology annotation, molecular function: adenylate cyclase activity. NCBI's taxonomy places the organism in Eukaryota, Metazoa, Arthropoda, Malacostraca, Decapoda, Penaeidae. Gene Ontology annotation, biological process: cAMP biosynthetic process; adenylate cyclase-activating G protein-coupled receptor signaling pathway. The coding region runs from base 138 to 1169 and encodes 343 amino acids. The transcript is spliced from 2 exons. The record is from RefSeq and is a predicted model, not a curated record.